AUGGCGGCUGCUCUAGGGGCGGCUGCUGCAGUGGCGGCUACUCAAGGGGCGGCUGCUGCAGUGGUGGCUGCUCCAGGGGCGGCUGCUGCAGUGGCGGCUGCUCCAGGGGCGGCUGCUGUAGUGGCGGCUGCUCCAGGGGCGGCUGCUGCAGUGGCAGUGGCUGCUCCAAGGGCGGCUGCUGCAGUGGCGGCUGCUCCAGGGGCGGCUGCUGCAGUGGCGGCUGCUCCAGGGGCGGCUGCUGCAGUGGCGGCUGCUCAAGGGGCGGCUGCUGCAGUGGCAGCUGCUCCAAGGGCGGCUGCUGCAGUGGCGGCUGCUCCAGGGGCGUCUGCUGCAGCGGCGGCUGCUCCAGGGGCGGCCGCUGCAGUGGCGGCUGCUCCAAGGGCGGCUGCUUGCACGGCGGCUGCUCCAGGGGCGGCUGCUUUAGUGGCGGCUGCUCCAGGGGCGGCUGCUGCAGUGGUGGCUGCUCCAGGGGCGGCUCGGCUGCUGGGCGACUCGGCGGCUCAGGUGCUGGGUGGCUCGGCGGCACGGCUGCCCGCUAGGGGCGGCAACGGGGCCGCUAGGGGCAGCGAUGGGGCCGUGUAG
This is a messenger RNA of Closterium sp. NIES-65, 582 nucleotides long. NCBI's taxonomy places the organism in Eukaryota, Viridiplantae, Streptophyta, Zygnematophyceae, Desmidiales, Closteriaceae. The record is from the annotation of a GenBank genome assembly.